Messenger RNA from Carica papaya (papaya), 636 nucleotides. Its product is annotated as thylakoid soluble phosphoprotein. Lineage: Eukaryota; Viridiplantae; Streptophyta; Magnoliopsida; Brassicales; Caricaceae. Gene Ontology annotation, cellular component: chloroplast. The record is from RefSeq and is a predicted model, not a curated record.
CCAGAAACACUCCCUGAUAUCAUCCAACGGCUCAAAAUUGAUCUGAAAAACAUACCCAAAACGAAAUAUAUUCACCAAUAUUCCCCGAAAAAACUCCAUCCUUCUUUGAUAAAGUAAAGAGAGAAGAAGAUAAGAAGAUAACAAUGGCGUCCAUGCUGAUUUCCUUCACUCCUGCAACUACAAGAGUUUAUGCGGCCACAGCAGCGAAAGGCGUAGGUGGGUCGAAAGAAGAAAAGGGUUUUCUGGAUUGGGUUCUGGGGAACUUGCAGAAGGAAGAUCAGUUCUAUGAAACUGAUCCCAUUCUGAAGAAGGUGGAGGAAAAGAAUGAGGGAUCCUCCAACAAUGGCCGCAAGAACUCUGUGUCUGUUCCCCAGAAGAAGAAGGGUGGAUUUGGUGGUCUGUUUGCCAAGAAAUGAAAUCUUGAACUUUCUUUUUCUAAAGAAAAAAAAAAAAAAUUGAAAUUUGGUGGGUUGAUUUUUCUUCAUUCUUGAAGCUUUUUUAUUGAGCUCUGAUUUCCCCUUGUCUCUCCAUAUGAUAUUACACUGCAAUUUCACUUCAAUAUAUAUAUAUAUACAUAUCUAUUUUAUUUUGUUGGAAUAUGAAUUGAAUCCAAUUAUUAGGCUUGUGUUUGGUUAA